AAACAUGUGGGAAAAGACUAACUCUUUUUGCGUUUAUGAUUUAGUAUACGAAGAAAUGAUAACAAUAAAUAAUAAAAAUUCAGGCAGUAUCAUAGUUCGGGGCUGAAGUGAAUAAUUAUAUUAAAUCCGCAGUAACGUUAUGUUACAGGUUCUGCAUGCUAUAGGUUGUAGUAGGUUAUGUAUUGCAUGUUAAAGGCUGCUGGUCAUCAGUAUAAAAAAAGAACAGAGAAAGGGAUUUUUAAUAGAGUAACGAUUUAAAAGAGGCCGGAAGGACAUGAGUUUGUUACCCAGAACAGCCGAGGAGUUCAGCUCUGCAGAUUAUUGGGAACGAUUUUUCCGCAAACGAGGAGAAAAGGCUUUUGAGUGGUAUGGGGACUACAACUCACUGUGUGGCGUGCUGCACAAGUACAUUAAACCACGUGAGAAGGUUUUAGUGGUGGGCUGUGGGAACUCGGAGCUAAGCGAACAGCUUUACGAUGUCGGCUACCGCCACUUAACCAACAUCGACAUUAGUGAGACAGUUGUUGCUCACAUGAAUCAGCGAAACGUGCAGCGCCGUCCUGACCUCACCUUCCAUCAGGUAGAUGCCACUCAGACAGGUUAUGAAAGUGGCAGCUUCCAGGCUUGUCUUGACAAGGGAACUCUAGAUGCCAUGGCCUCGGAGGAGGAGGGCGUCGUGGCGAGCAAAAUGCUGGCUGAGAUGGGCCGAGUUCUGGCUGUGAGCGGCCGCUACAUCUGUGUGACUCUCGCCCAGGAGCAUGUGAUAAAGCUGGCAGUGGAGCAUUUUGCUGAAGCUGGCUUUGCCAUACGUAUCCACUGCCUGAUCGAACAGAACCCAGACUUGGAGUCCUCGUCAUUUGCUCUUCCUGUAUUCAUUCUCGUCUGCACCAAGUUCCGCCAGCCACCUCCUUUCAAAGUGCUGGAGAUGUGCCAGGGUGAAGACGGUGUCCCGUGUAGACUGGGGUCGGUUCCUGAACUUUUAGCUGCAGUAAAGGACCGGCAGGCAUAUGCACUCAUGCUGCAGAAGCUGAGGGGUGCCACAGACACUGCUAGCACGCCCUCCCUCACGCUAUGCCACGCAGCCACGGGCCGUCCCCGAUACACGCUCACGGUGCAGGACAGUCCACCUUCUGCCAAAGUACCCCGUACCAACCACUUUGCUAUUUUUAUUGUUCCUCAGGGUCGAGAAUCUGAUUGGUUGUACGGUUCUGCUGAGGGUCGCACUCAGCUGGCCGCCAGCGCAAACUUCCGCCGAUUGAUCAUUGUUACAAUGCAUCGAGACCAGGAAUAUAAAGACAUGCAAGUAGUCCAGUCUGAGCUCUCUCCCAUGGUGAUGGAACUGGCUCCUCCUGGAAUGCCAACCAAUCAGCAGGUGCCUUUCUUGUCUGUAGGAGGUGAUCUGGGCUGGAGGGAGGUGGUGGGCCGAGGUGUCAGUGGCUUAACAGGUGAGUAUUCUGUUGAAGAUGUUCGAGGAGAGGAUGGUCAUGUCUACCGUAGAUUAAUUUUCAUGAGCAACACUCAACUGGUGCAGUCUGAAAGCCGCCUGCGAUCCACCGCAACAACUGGUCCUGCUCAGAAAAAGAAGGGCAAGAAGAAAUCAAAACCCCCAGCUGCUGGAACUCCAGUUUCAGCCCACAAAAAUCACACUGUAGAUCGAGGAUUUCUCUGCUGUACUCAUCACGAGGUGAUGAUCGCAGGCUUCGCCAUGCUAGGAAAGGAGGCCAUCAAUAAUAAGGAUAGUCAAAUAUCAGUGUUGGUGGUGGGGCUGGGUGGUGGAGGGCUGCCCCAGUUCAUACGGGAUUUUAUACCUGGUGUGUGGGUGGAGGUUGUGGAACUUGACCCGGCUGUACUGGAGGUAGCAAAGACUUGGUUUGGGCUCCAGACUGAUGACAGACUGAAGGUAAUACUGGGAGAUGGUCUAGAACACAUCAGCGCACUGGAGAACAAGGGGGGACAUUCCUGUGAUGUCAUCAUGUUCGAUGUUGACAGCAAGGACCGCUCCCUGGGCAUGAGCUGCCCUCCGCCUGCCUUUGUAGAAACAUCCCUGCUGGAGAAAAUCUGCAAGUUGUUAACUCCUCGAGGAGUGUUUAUGUUAAACUUGGUGUGUCGUGACUCAGCUCUGAGGCAGUCAGUGUUGGAGCGUUUGCAGGCCGUGUUCCCGAGUGUGCUCUCUCGCCCUAUUGAGGGUGAAGUGAACGAGGUGCUGCUGUGCUCACGGGGUGGAGCUGAACGAAGCAAACCAAACACCAUCCCACAGGAGCUGCAGCAGGCUGCCAAAAACCUACAGGGGUCGCUGCAGAGCCACAGUCAGAAUGCUCCCUUUAACCCUCAGAUAGACAUUACUGCAAUGCUGAAAGCCUUGCGAGUAGCCUGAACUGGCUGUCAGGACACGUCAGAAUGGGGCACACAAUUGUGUGCCCACUUUACUGGAACUUUAAUAUUUUAAAAAUUGACAUCAGCUUAUUUUAAAACCAAAAGCAGAUGAUUUUUGAUUGUCAAAACUAUGCUACACUGUAAAAAAAGAAUAGUU
Molecule: messenger RNA, 2530 nt
Organism: Neoarius graeffei (lesser salmon catfish)
Lineage: Eukaryota; Metazoa; Chordata; Actinopteri; Siluriformes; Ariidae
Gene: mettl13
Product: methyltransferase 13, eEF1A lysine and N-terminal methyltransferase
Exons: 8
Coding region: 275-2374 (699 amino acids)
Source: RefSeq, a predicted model, not a curated record